AUGUCAGAUUAUCUCCCUCAAGAAGUCUUGAUUGAGAUCUUCACCAGACUACCAGUUAAGACUCUUCUCCAAAUCAGGUUAGUCUGCCGAUUGUGGUACUCUAUAAUUUCUAAUCCCACUUUCAUCACAGCCCAUAUCAAUAAAACAAAGCAUAGACAGUGUCACAGUCACUCUCUCCUCCUUAGGCAUUUCGCUGAGAAUGAGAGGCACAAGAAAGAACACUAUCUUUUACUUUCAAAUGAAAAUCAAACGCUUCUAAAUGAGUAUAAUGUAGAACUACAGUUUCCAUUCAAGACUCGAUCAAAAUAUCAUUUUAGGAUUGUGGGUUCUUGUAAUGGGGUGCUGUGUCUGUCUGAUGACUACGGUGACAAUGCCUAUGGUAUAAUUCUGUGGAAUCCAUCAAUUAGAAAGUAUAAGAGUCUUCCAAGUCCCCGUGUUACAAAAAAGACACACGGGUCUUACAUGUUUGUUCUUGGGUUUGGGUUCGAUUCUAAGAGUAAUGACUAUAAGGUGGUGAGAGUUGCAUAUGUAAAAGGGCGAAAUGGGCGUGAUUUGAUUCCACCUGAGGUUGAAUUAUAUGCUUUAAGUUCUGGGUCAUGGAGGGGUUUCAAUGCCGGAGCUCCUCCCUAUGGUAUUUAUGGCUGUACUUGGUCGCAGGCUUUUGUGAAUGGGGCUGUGCAUUGGAUUGGAUAUGAUCCUUGUGUGGCCAAGGGGGAUUGCGCUCUGGUUGUUUCUUUUGAUAUGAGUGAUGAGAUAUUCCGUGGGAUGCUGCUGCCAGAUAGUUUAGUGCAAUGUGGGUGGGACUUGACUGUCUCUGUGUUUGGGGAAAUGCUUUCAGUGUACCAUUAUGAAUAUGGUUCACGGAAACAAUUUUGUUCUGUAUGGGUGAUGAAGGAGUAUGGCGUGAUAGAAGCCUGGACGAAACUGUACUCUAUUGAUUUACAUGGAGGCUUACAGAAACUGAUAUGGUUUAGAAAGAAUGAAGAAGUUAUAUUGGUAACGGUGCGCGGAAAGUUGAUUACUUAUGACCUAAACACCCUGCAGAUGAGGGGACUUGGACUUCGUGGUGCUAUUGACUCCGUUUAUGUGGAUAAUUACAUGGAGAGCUUGGUUUUGGUUGAGGAACAGAGCGCUAUUUUAGGACCUGAUGCUAUAACCUGUGAAGGAGGAGAAGAGGAUCGAGAGGCUCCUCAAUGGCCAGGAAGCAAGAACAGGCAAGAUAAUUUCUCACUCCUAAUAUGA
Ilex paraguariensis (yerba mate) is the source of this 1242-nucleotide messenger RNA. NCBI's taxonomy places the organism in Eukaryota, Viridiplantae, Streptophyta, Magnoliopsida, Aquifoliales, Aquifoliaceae. The record is from the annotation of a GenBank genome assembly.